AUGACACGUUUCACAUUUAUGUCUGAAUCUCCCCGUUCUAUUCAGGCUGGAGAAUUUGUUCUUACAUCAAUUUUGAGGAGGGAUGGUGGUCGAAGCGUUAACUGCAGUGGUUGUGUUCUCCGGAUGGGGAAUCAAUUUGAUUAUUCUGGCAGAGCAAAAGCUAAAUCUGAUUGUUUUAACAGGGAAGAAGCUAGGGUCAUUGAUAAGGAAACUGGGAUCAUGCGAGAAUUCAAAGGUACUUUGGAUGAUUUGAACAAGUCUCUUAAUGAGAUAACUGAGUUCCUAACUGAUACCGGCAAUUUGAUCAAUGAUUACGGUUGGUUUAGGGAUUCUGGGUUGUGGAAGAAGUCAGACUCGGAAGUGUUUAACAGAAUUUAUGAAUCAACCAGUAACUCAUUUGAAAGAGUAAUUUUUGGAAGAGAAAGUGUGAUAAAGGAGUUAUUGGAUAAAGUAGAAGAUUUGGCAUCUCAAAGGAUUAGUGUUAUUUCAAUAGUUGGUAUUACUGGCAUUGGAAAGACUACGGUUGCACAAUCAUUGUUUCGUGAACCCCAGAUUAUUGAGCAGUAUGUUAGAAUCUGGUUCUCUAUGCAUCAGGAUUUCCAUUUGGACACAAUUUUAAAAAGUAUUAUUGAGAGUCUUACAGGGGAAAAAUUUGAAGUUUUGAAUUCUCAUCAUCUUCAUGCGGAGUUCAUGAGACAUAUUCGAGGGAGGUGUAUUUUUCUAGUACUAGAUAAUGCUAGACAUGAACUAAGAAAGGACUGGAGUGAACUCUUGAGCACUCUAAGUUGUGCUGCAAAAGGAAGUGUUGUAUUAGUUACAACACAAAGUCCCGUGGUGUCGUCGGUAAUUGGAAGCCGACUGGAAUAUGAAUUGCCAAAGUUGUCCGAUGAGGAUUGUUGGUUUGUGUUUCAUCAAACGGUGUUUCCGUCACAAGAUUAUGAUGAUAUAAAGGAGUGGGAGUCUAUCUUAAACACAAAGUUGUGGAAUCUUCCCCUUGAUGACAAUGCUGUUGCUCAUUCGCUGAGAUUGUGCUAUUACCAACUACCAAAAUAUCUUGAGGUCUUAGUUCCUUACUGUGGCCUUCUCUCUAGGAACUUCCAAUUUGAAAAAGAAACAUUGGUGCAAUUAUGGAUGGCCGAGGAGUUGAUACAACCGAAGGGAAAUAUGCAGUUAGAGGAUUUAGGCCAUUCAUACUUUGAUGAAUUAGUGAAGAGGGGCUUUUUCGUACGUUCAAGUGAUGAAGAUGUUCUCAAGUUCGUGGUUCAUGGAUUUGUUAAUGAUAUGGCUCAAUUGGUAAAUGUGGACGGGUCGUUCCGCUCGGUUAUAAGCGAGAAGUCUGAUCUACUACAAAACACUGAUUUUGUUCGUCAUGUUUCCAUAGAUAUGGGUGGACUUGGGCUUGAAGACCUUAUAAGCUUCAAAAGAUUAAGAACUAUCUUAAUGCUUUCUGGAAGUGGUUCAAUUAGUAUUAUAACUCCACCGGAUAUGAACUCAGGAUGUACUGCACUUACCGAGUUACCUGAAGGGAUUGGAAGAUGUGAGAGUCUCCGACACCUUGAUAUAGAUGAGAGUUCUAUAUUUGCAACACCUUCUGAUAUUGGGAAGUUAACUCAGCUCCAAGGGUUGAGAAGAUUUGCUGUUUCACUUGGAGGAUGCAAUAUUAAUCAGUUGGAGAACUUGAAUAUGCUUAGAGACUCUCUUUGCAUUUCAGGGUUGGAACACGUUGAUGUUAAGGAUAGACCCUAUGGCUGUGUGGUGGAAAAAGAAAAUCUUAAGCGGCUAAAAUUAGUGUGGCCUUCUUCUCGAAAAGUUGAUGAAUGGAUCGCUCUGUUUUUACAACCUCACUCUAAUCUUAGAGAGCUAGUGAUUCAAGGAUAUCCUGUUCCAACAUGGAGUGUACCAUGGCAAUGGAGUUCCGCAUCCUCCCUUGAAAAGAUUGAACUGGUUAAUUGUGAUAAUUUGAGGAAUAUUAUCAUCUUGAGGGACUUGCCAUCUUUAAAGACAUUAACUCUUCAAGGUAAUAAAUCUGUGGAGAAAUUUGAUGUUCAAGGUUUUUUUGUAUUUGAGGAGCCACACAGCGGCUUUAAAUCAUUGGAAGAGUUAUCGUUUGUUUCGUGGACGAGAUGCACUGCGUGGACUGUUUUGGAAGAAAGUCAUAUGCCAAAACUUGGCAAACUAUCCAUCAUGAAAUGCCCUCUAUUGAGAACCGUACCAGACUUCGGCUGCUUAUCCUUGUUGAAUAAAUUGGAGUUGGUGGAGUGUAAUUCUCUUCGCUAUUCAGUUGGGAGAAUGCGCCCCCCUCAACUGGAUGUUUUGAGCAAUGAUAGAUGCCGCCAUUUAGGACCACGUGCAGCGAACGUUGAAGGUUGGCCCUUCCUUUCCCCUCCUAAUCAGCUGGCAUAGUUCUAGGUCAGGUAUGGAAGCUGGCGAGAAAAGGUGGCUAGUGAUGAUAUUUAUAAGGAGAGAGACUUCUUGGGCUUCUAGAUGCAUCUUUUGUGGGACUGUGCAGUUAGUUGAAGGAUAUGGCGAUGAACCUGUGAUCUUGUUGCUUUUACUAGGGAUGGUGAGGUGAUCUGAAUGAUUUCUUGUCAAGACAUAAAACGAGAUUUGUUUAGUUUUGUUUAGUUGUCGUGUUCAGCAUUUGGCUGAUGAGGAACUCUAUAAUGUUUGAGGAAGAGAAGUUCAAUGUGAGAAAGAUUCAAGUUAAAAGUUUUUCAAAACCCAAGUGGGGGAUGACUGGGUACUCUGUGCAGUACUGUUUGAUCUUUUGAUUUUGACGAUAGAAAAUUAGGUGUUGGACUCUCGUUUUGCUGCGAUGUGCCUCUGGUGGUAACCCAGGUUAUAUUUGUAGAAAUUCCAGUGGUGGUUUUGCUUUUGCUAAAGCUUUUGAUUUUCUGGCAGAGAGACUAUGGUAGUGUCAUGCCUUUGGAAUGGGGCUGCUAAGGACAUAGAGUUGUUAAGCUUGUGUCUGAUUCUAUGAGUGUGUUGAAAAAAAAUGAAGUUCUGUGGGUGGCAGAAGUAAAAUGGCAAAGAAUUCUGAAGAUUUUGGAUACUACUAGCUUUUACAGAUUUAGAUGAGGGUGUUCUGGUGGCAGUUUUAUUUUGUUUUUCCUUGCCUUGUUUGCUCUUGUUUCAGGGUUCUUAGUUCCUGAGUUGUUAGAGUUUAUACAAGUGUACUGUCACUGGGUCAUGCAAUGCAGUUCUAAGAAAAAUGAACACAGUAGCCCUACCUUACGCUGCACCAUAGCUUACUGACAUUUCUACAUUUUGUGAA
Messenger RNA from Papaver somniferum (opium poppy), 3274 nucleotides. Its product is annotated as putative disease resistance protein RGA1. NCBI's taxonomy places the organism in Eukaryota, Viridiplantae, Streptophyta, Magnoliopsida, Ranunculales, Papaveraceae. The transcript is spliced from 6 exons. The record is from RefSeq and is a predicted model, not a curated record. Gene Ontology annotation, biological process: defense response to other organism. The coding region runs from base 1 to 2403 and encodes 800 amino acids. Gene Ontology annotation, molecular function: ADP binding.